GGCGGCCGUUGAAAAAUGGCGACGGUCGCCGAGUUGAAGGCCGUUUUAAAGGACACUUUGGAAAAAAGAGGAGUGUUAGGGCAUUUAAAAGCAAGGAUUCGUGCGGAAGUUUUCAGUGCCCUCGAUGAUGAAAGUGAACCUCGGCCAUCGUUGUCUCAUGAAAACUUUCUAAUUAAUGAGCUAAUUCGGGAGUAUUUGGAAUUCAACAAAUACAAGUAUACAGCGUCGGUCCUCAUAGCAGAAUCUGGUCAACCUGUAGUUCCACUGGACAGACAGUUUCUCAUCCAUGAACUAAAUGCAUUUGAAGACUCAAAGAAUAAUACAAUACCUCUUUUAUAUGGGAUUUUAGCUCAUUUCUUGCAUGGAACUAAGGAUGACAACAAAAAUACAUUUCUGAAAGGGUCUUCACUCCAGCCUCCAAACCCAAAUCUUGGCAGACCACCUAGUGGAAGAAAGCAAAUGGAAGAACACCUGCGGCAGGAGCAGGGGAGGGGCAGCAAUGCUGAAAGCCUGCACACUUCACCCUCGGUACAGAGAUGACACUUCCAACUGGGGCUUCUUUGAUCUUAAACUUGCAUGUAUUAAAUAACUUAUUUAUUCUCCCAAUGUCAUCAGAAUUCAUCACUAGUAUUGUACUCUGUAAAAAUGUGAAGUUUCUGCAAAACCUUUAGCCCCUCAUGUUUUACUGCAUUUGUGAAUAAAAGCUAACUCUGUCAUCUAGUUUACCAGAUUUGACUUGAAAGAAAAUGUGUGGUUUUUAGGACGAUUUUAAAGGUCCCUAAAUCUGUGAGAAACGAAAGGGGUUUUUUUGGUACCCUAUAAAUUCUUCUGAAGAAAAAAAAUCGAGUCUUUAUAGCCAUAUGCUCUGUUCUGUUUUUGGCUGUGCUUUGCAGCUUGUGGAGUCUUAGUUCCCUGACUGGGGAUUGAACCUGGGCCCUGGCACUCAAAGUGCUCAGUCCUAACUGCUGUACCUCCAGGGAAUUCCCUGCUCUGUUCUUUACCAUGGCACAUUAAUUAAAUUUCUUUCAGGCUGGAAUAAUGUAGAUUUACAGGAAAAUUCAUUCAUUUAAAACACACACACACACACACACA
Molecule: messenger RNA, 1092 nt
Organism: Budorcas taxicolor (takin)
Lineage: Eukaryota; Metazoa; Chordata; Mammalia; Artiodactyla; Bovidae
Gene: CEP20
Product: centrosomal protein 20
Exons: 5
Coding region: 16-540 (174 amino acids)
Biological process (GO): microtubule anchoring; cilium assembly
Cellular component (GO): centrosome; motile cilium; ciliary basal body
Molecular function (GO): protein binding
Source: RefSeq, a predicted model, not a curated record